UUUAUAUAUCCUGGACGGGUUUUAAAGUUGAGAGUUCGUGGAACAAAGAGAGAUUUGAUCGAAGAAACAUCCUCAGAGGAGGUUUGUGUUGUUAUGCCAGGUGUAAUUGCUCGUUUCUAUGGCUCUGAAAUUCAGAGUAUGCUGCAACAAUGGUACCAUGAUUCAAGUUCUCGAUUUUGGGAUAAAAGACCUAGAAAGCAAGAAUCUGAUGAUUUUGGAAAUCCUUAUGGGAGAUUGUCCUUCCAGCUGUGGAACGUCAGCAAAUCUGGCACUUGUGCUGAUGCCGCAAUUAGUGGAAUGAUGCCUCCACCACUGAUGGAGCUUCAGGUACCGCAGUAGGCUGUUUGAUUUUGUUGAUUUGUGAAUGCUCUCUUCAGAGGCAUAUUA
Molecule: messenger RNA, 387 nt
Organism: Morus notabilis
Lineage: Eukaryota; Viridiplantae; Streptophyta; Magnoliopsida; Rosales; Moraceae
Exons: 2
Biological process (GO): regulation of GTPase activity
Source: RefSeq, a predicted model, not a curated record